GGGAUCGAUGGAUAUGAGCAGUUCAGAAAUAUAGGGCGUUCGUAGUUGGAUGGAACGCCGCUCCCCGUCAGGCCGCUAAUUUUAACGACUCCCCGUGUUUCCCCCACUCGCGUCAAGAAACGUCCACGACGAUCGAUCUUCUUCUUCUCCGCGGCUCCUCGAUCGAUCCAUGGAGCGCCUGCUUGGGCUGCUCAAGGUGAAGGUGGUCAGCGGGGUGAACCUGGCCAUCUGCGACCCCCUCGCCCACAGCAGCGACCCCUACGUCGUCAUCCGCCUCGGACAGCAGAAAGUGAAGUCCGGUAUCAAAUAUAAAUUCACCAACCCGGAAUGGAACGAGGAGCUCACCCUGUCCAUCACAAACUGGACGCUCCCGGUUAAGAUUGAAGUCUUUGACCAUGAUACUUUCACCAAGGAUGACAGCAUGGGCGAUGCAGAGUUCAGCAUCCUCGACUUCGUCGAGAUCGCCAACAAGGACCUCAGCCACGUCCCUGACGACACCGUGAUGAAGACGAUCCACCCUGACAAGGACAACUGCUUCUCCACCGAGAGCCACAUCAGAUGGAAAGACGACAAGGUCUCUCAGAACAUUGUCCUCAAGCUGAGGAACACCGACACCGGCGAGAUCAUCCUGCACCUGGAGUGGGUUAACAUCCCAGGCACGGCGCGGUGAUCCGCAGUGGCCAACCAUGGUGGUCUGGCUGCUUUCUGUGACUGGAAUGUUUGCUUCCUCUGUGAACUAUGAAAAUAAGCAACGUCCUGGUGAGAUCCACAGAUCA
This is a messenger RNA of Triticum aestivum (bread wheat), 776 nucleotides long. Its product is annotated as protein C2-DOMAIN ABA-RELATED 5. The record is from RefSeq and is a predicted model, not a curated record. The transcript has 3 exons. Bases 170 to 670 code for a protein of 166 amino acids. Lineage: Eukaryota; Viridiplantae; Streptophyta; Magnoliopsida; Poales; Poaceae.